This is a messenger RNA of Saprolegnia diclina VS20, 537 nucleotides long. RefSeq lists its product as hypothetical. NCBI's taxonomy places the organism in Eukaryota, Oomycota, Saprolegniomycetes, Saprolegniales, Saprolegniaceae. Bases 1 to 537 code for a protein of 178 amino acids. The record is from RefSeq and is a predicted model, not a curated record. The transcript has 2 exons.
AUGGGCCGGUACGACGACGUCCUCGCCCUGCUGGCGACCGACAACGCCCGCGCGGUCGCUCUCCUGCGCGACGUCGCGCGCCAGGCGCAUGCAGCCGACGAGGCCGUCAUGGGCUACGCGCUCCAGGCACGCAACGACGCGCUCUGCUUUGAGCUGCUGCAAGGCGACGACGGGCGCUUCUUUGACGCCCUGCGCAUCGCCGGCGACUAUGACAUAGCACUGACUCGGUCCGUACAGCCAAAGGUGGUCGCUUUCCCGCCGUCAGCGAUCCCUGGUAUGGUGCUGCAUGGCGUGGCCGCCGCCAAGGUGCGCAUGACAUAUGGCCGCGACGUCCACGGUGUGCGGCUCCUCUUCUGGCCCAAGGUGCACCGCGCACGGCUCGUGGGGCUACCUACGUCUGUCCAGUGGCUCGUCUCCGCCGUCGACGACCCACGCCGCCGCGUCGCGACACUGGCCCUUCUCGGGGCCACGGACGUCGUCGCAGUUGCUGGCCUCGCGUUGCUAAAGCCACUCCAGUGCAGCAGGAACCAGGAAUAG